UCUCCGAUAAUAGCAUGCCAUCAUGCAUACGUGUUAUUAGGCUAUCGUCAGAUAUUGACCAGGCGUAUAUAAGUAGCUUCUCGACUGAGACCCAAAGCAGCAGCUACUUACUAUUGCACCAUAACGAGAAACAUUUGAGUGUCUUUCCGUCGGAGUUUCCUUCUCGUUCAGGUGUUUUGCUGACAGGAAUCAUGGACGUGCGGCCGGUGCUGUGUGUGCUACUGGUUGUAGUGGCUACAAGUUACGCGCAAACAAGGCGUUGCUGCUACCCUGACCAAUUUGUAACAUCGCAAGGCAUACAAGUCGGCUAUACGCGGGAAGGAAGAGGGGGUGUCAUGUACGAAAAUUCUUCAAUCGCCUUCGAUUACACCAACAAACGCGUCGGCAUGAUCGGCAACAGGAUUGACAAUGAACAAAGAUUAGUUGAUUCCCAAGUGAUCUAUGACUACAAAGAGGGUGUUGAAUACCGCAUUGAACCGAAGAUGCGACGCUGUGAGAAACGCAGGCUUGAAAGACCCAUGGCACACUGUGUUUCUGAGGGGGCCACUUUUCUCCAAUCAAUAUACCUGGGCGACCACAAAUUGACUGUUGACUCCUUUCUGGUGUCUUAUAAGACUGAGCGUGGGGCAGUCCAGGGAUCCCUGACUGUAACUCAGGGUGACUGUCUUCCCAGCAGCUCCCUUCUUUCUGGAAAGGAAGACAAUGUGUCUUUCAUGGCCCUCACUGGAUUCUUUAACUAUGUCAGCGGGAUUAAGGAUCCAUCCAGAUAUUUUACUGUGCCUGAGUUUUGUCGCAAGAUGAUCACUGAGGAACCAAUGAGGUAUGACGAGUUCCCAAAUAUGCUGUUCCUGUAAGCUUACAUGCCGAUGAGACCCGACUGGACGAUACCCCAUAGCUAGCUUGUGGAUGAUGUCUUUUUCUCCAAUGUCAUUAUGCAAAUUAAACUCAGUGUAAUCAUUUGGAUCUUUCCUGUUUGGAAAGUUGCCAGGUGCAGACAUUAUUGGACAUUUUCUUUUCAUGUACAUCCAUUAGAUGUCUGUUGAACACUUAGAUUAGGUUAUAGAACUCUGUAUAAGCUUUUGACAUGGGGAGUAAAAAUGGCUCAGCUUUAAGUGUCUUUAGAGUGUGAUUAAACUACUUCCAGAAAUUCAAAGUAUGAUGUCCAUUUACUGUUGACUUUGACCUCACUGGGCAAAUGUUUGUGUGACAGACAAAAAUUGUGGCGGAACAGAUGAUUGUUUAUGGUUUCGUAUUUCAAGGCAGAAUGACACAUCUUGAAAUGUUGAUCUUGAUGUAAAAAAAUUGUAAUCCGCAAGUUGUUAUCAACCGUUCAAACCUGUAUCCUAAUCUUGUACUUAAGGUAUGAUGGGAGUAGAAUAGGUUUGAGCCUUUGUUGACUCAUACCCUUCUUAACUCCAAUUGGAAUCGAGCUUAUUUUUUAACUGGUUGAUUGAUUUUGCCUCUGUCACUUUACCUGGGAUGCUCUCUGUUGAUCACUCUGAAAAGCUGAUUUGAACAAUUUUUAGCUGUGACCUCUGAUCUGAUUAGGGUUUCUUGUCAACGGUUUGCCCUCUUCAGUAUCUCUCCGGGCUAUUUGGGAUUAUAAACACCUCUAGCUCUGAUAAUUUCCUCUCUGUUAUCUUCUUUCUAGACUGUAGAGGUUGAAUUCAGCUAAUCUCUAGUGUUAUUGUGUUGUAAUGAUAAUAAAUAAAGCAUUGAAAAG
Messenger RNA from Acanthaster planci (crown-of-thorns starfish), 1723 nucleotides. RefSeq names its product development-specific protein LVN1.2-like. Lineage: Eukaryota; Metazoa; Echinodermata; Asteroidea; Valvatida; Acanthasteridae. Gene Ontology annotation, molecular function: calcium ion binding. The record is from RefSeq and is a predicted model, not a curated record. Gene Ontology annotation, cellular component: lysosome; extracellular region. Gene Ontology annotation, biological process: cell-matrix adhesion.